This is a messenger RNA of Lactuca virosa, 641 nucleotides long. NCBI's taxonomy places the organism in Eukaryota, Viridiplantae, Streptophyta, Magnoliopsida, Asterales, Asteraceae. The record is from the annotation of a GenBank genome assembly.
AUGGGUUGCUUCCGAUUUCUCAUUCGAUGCUGCAAAAAAAAUCGACUUUCUCUCUGCCUCUAUGGACACAAACCACGAACGAGAACGAACAAAGGGAAAUCGACGCAUCUGCUUCUUCCGUCAACUUUAGCUCCGGCCUCUCAAGUCGUCGACGUUAGCUCCGGCUUCCGGCUUUGUGGAUGCGACGACGACCUGAUUCCAACAUCGUCCGCCUGUUGACCUGAUUCCUGAUAUCAUCGACGACCUUAUUCACACUUCACUGCCUCCGUUUGACCCUCUGCCACUGCCGCCUUAUUGGAAGAUGUAUUACCUCAGAAGCAAAUUUACACAGAGCCCUGUUAGCAAAUCUGCUACGAGGAUGAUUAGGAAAUCACUCGACUGGUGUAUGAAACCAUCUGCCCACCAAGUGUUUGAUGAAUUGCUUGAAUGAAUCUUGUAGUCUUGAUUAUCAAAGCAAGGACAUAAGAAUGGAUUGGUUAUGAACUCAGAAUGAAAGUGUUAAUGCUGAUAAAGUGCAACAACAUGCUGACAAGGUGAAAUCAUGCCUCACAAGAAUGGAUUCUUCAUGUUUUCGUUUGAUAACUUAGAUCCAAAUAUAGUAGUUGGUUAUUUAGAUGUGAUGUAUUAAGGAUCGAAGAGUU